Antrostomus carolinensis (chuck-will's-widow) is the source of this 2895-nucleotide messenger RNA. RefSeq names its product synaptonemal complex protein 1 (gene SYCP1). The coding region runs from base 1 to 2895 and encodes 964 amino acids. The record is from RefSeq and is a predicted model, not a curated record. The transcript has 30 exons. Lineage: Eukaryota; Metazoa; Chordata; Aves; Caprimulgiformes; Caprimulgidae. Gene Ontology annotation, molecular function: double-stranded DNA binding. Gene Ontology annotation, cellular component: synaptonemal complex; transverse filament; male germ cell nucleus. Gene Ontology annotation, biological process: chiasma assembly; meiotic DNA repair synthesis; lateral element assembly.
AUGGAGAAAGAAAAACCGUUUAAGUUGUUCGUGCCGCCGCGUCUGAGCGGUGGGCAGGUGUCUGCGGUCAAACCCCAGACCAGCACUCGGGCAGCGGGGCUGUGUCAGGGUUUUAACAAAUGCCCAGAUGAUGACUUUAAUUUACCAUUUGUAAUGAGUGCACCGAACCGUAGUGAAAUCACUGAUUCAGAUGCGAUUUCACAGCAAGUAAAACUUUGCUCUGAGGUAGAUGAAGAGAAUAUAGAAACAAUGAAUGAGUUGUACUCAAAACUCUACAAAGAGGCGGAGAAGAUCAAGUGGUGGAAACUGACGGUGGAAUCAGAACUAAAGCAGAAAGAAAGAAAACUGCAAGAAAAUAGAAAGAUUAUUGAAGCACAGCGUAAAGCCAUUCAAGAAUUGCAGUUUGAAAAUGAAAAACUAAGUUUAAAACUGGAAGAUGAGAUAUGUGAAAAUAAAGAUCUCUUAAAAGAAAACACUGCUUCAAGGCAUCUGUGUAACCUGCUCAAGGAAACCUGUACUCACUUCACAGAGAAGUCCAGCAAAUAUGACCAUGAAAGAGAAGAAACAAGACAACUAUACAUGGAACUUAAUAACAAUGUGGAAAGAAUGAUAAUGGCGUUUGAAGAGCUUCGUGUGCAAGCAGAGAACACCAGAUUAGAAAUGUGUUUCAAAUUAAAAGAAGAAGCAGAAAAAGUGAACAAGUUUGAAAAAGAAUGCAGACUGGAAGUCAGCAUGAAGGAAAAGCAGAUUUCAGUUCUUACCAUACAGAGUGAUGAAAAAGAUGAUAUCAUAAGAGACAUCAAGACUCAGCUGCAGGAAUCCAAAAAUAAGAUUACUGAUUUGGUAGAAGCAAAAAGACAUGAAGGAGAAAUGUUAAAGGAAUCCCAGAUCAAUCAAGAACGUUUGAGGGCAGAACUGGAAGAAGCCAAAGUUUCAUUGCAAAAAACAGAGGUUACUCAAAAGAGCUUAGAAAGUGAAUUACAGAGUGCAGUGAAAGCAUUAAUUCAGGUCACUGGAGAAAAAGAAGCACAGGUGGAAGAAUGUGAAAAAACUAAGGCUUUACAUGCAUCCCUGAGAGAGGAGUUUGAGACUUCGAUUUCCAAUUUGGAAAGCUUGCUGCAAAAAGAGCAAAAGAGGUUAGAGAAAUAUGAAGAUGAGUUAAAGCUACUUACCUUGGAGCUCAGAAAUAAGUCUGCUCAACUGGAAGAGAUGACUAAACUGAAAUGUGACAAAGAAAUGCAACUUGAAGAGCUGUCAGAAACACUGGGAAAAGUUGAAGGACUUCUAGUGAAGAAGAGCGAACUUGAGGCUACUGUAGAAAAUUUGCAGGAGAGAGAAGAAGAAACAAAAAAUGUUCUACAAAUCAGAGAGAAAGAAAUCCAUGAUUUGAAAGUACAGCUGACUAGUACAGCUGAAAAGGAACAAAAUUAUUUAAAACAGCUUGUGACACUGAAUACAGAUCUUGAACAACAGGCGAUAAAGAAUGAACAACUAACAGUGUAUGUCAAUAAGCUUUUAUUAGAAAAAGAACAAAUAGCACAAGAGAAAAGUGGUCUGGCUACAGAACUCAAGAAACUGCAAGAAAGUAAUGAGGAUAGUAGAAAAAAAGAAGAAAGUACAAAGCAGUUAGUUGAAAAUUUGGAAGAAGCAAAUGACCAGCUAAGAAAUGAACUGGAGUCUUUGAAGGAGAAAAUGGCAAAGAAAGGUGAAGAGAUUAAAAGUAAACUGGAUGAAAGAGAAGAAAAUGUAUGCCAUACUAAGAGUAUUGAAAGUGAAAUUUCAAAGAAGGAAAAGCAGUUGAAGAUUCUAGAAAAUAAGUUAAAUACUUUAAAGAAACAGAUGGAAAACAAAACCAAAUGCAUUGAAGAGUUGCAACAGGAGAAUAAGGUGCUGAAAAAGAAAAUUACUGCAGAAAGCAAGAAAACAAGUAUUUAUGAAGGGAAGGUGAAUAAAUUACAGUUAGAGAUGGAAAAUAUGAACAAGCAACAUAAGGAAACAGUUGACAUCUAUCAAAAAGACAUUGAAACAAAAAAAGUAAAUGAAAAUAAACUUCUUGAAGAGGUAGAAAAGAUGAGGCUGCUUGCUGAUGAAGCAACAGUUACACAGAAAGAAACUGAUAUCCGAUGUCAACACAAGAUAACUGAAAUGGUGGCACUCAUGGAAAAACACAAGCAUGAAUAUGAUAAAAUGGUUGAAGAAAAAGAUACAGAGUUAAAACUUUAUAAAAUAAAAGAGCAAGAGCAGUUAUCAUCAAAAAGAUCCUUGGAAAGUGAACUGGCAUGUUUGAAAAGUGAACUGUCAUCCCUUAAGGAACAACUUAAAGCAGAAAUUGAAGAGAAGAAAAUACAAACUCAUUUUUCUGAGACUCCUAAGCCUCAUUUAGAUCUGGACUAUGCAUCUGCUAAUGUAAAAAAUAAAAUGUCUUCAAAUGAUAUUCCUCUAAAAGUCAACAUGAUGGAAAAGAAAAAAAUGCCUCCUUCAGUGUCUGCCAGAAGUCCCUUGGGUACUCCAUCAUUAAAGACGUACGUUAUCAAGACUCCUCCAAUACAUACACUGCAAAGUGAAAGCUCAAAUCUGCAUCCAGAACAGUGCGUGAGGAAAAAGCAGAAAGUGCUUCUCCAGCUGGAUGCUCAGUCAGAUAGUUCUGAACACAGCGACCUCCUGAGCAUAGUCUCGGAGGAAGAAAUGUUUAAAAAAUUGUACAAAGAUUAUCCGCAAGCUUCACAAUUUUAUGCCACGACACCGAAAAAGAAACCAACUACAUCAAAUGAGAGAACACCGGGCUCUUUACUGAAACUUACAACCAUGAGAAAAAUGCGUGAGGCUGGAUGGACUGCAGUGUCUAGAAUGGACAGGAAAAGAAAAAUUAGAGAAGCUGAAAAGCUCUUUACUUAA